Messenger RNA from Xyrauchen texanus (razorback sucker), 1777 nucleotides. RefSeq lists its product as uncharacterized. Lineage: Eukaryota; Metazoa; Chordata; Actinopteri; Cypriniformes; Catostomidae. Gene Ontology annotation, molecular function: protein dimerization activity. The transcript has 2 exons. The record is from RefSeq and is a predicted model, not a curated record. The coding region runs from base 206 to 1396 and encodes 396 amino acids.
CUGUUGGAGAGCAUUUUGUCGGUUUCCUACCAGUGCUUGACACAUCAGGCGCAGGGCUAACGGAUGCCUUCUUGAAGCAUUUGGAGAAGUUAGGCCUGGAUGUCGAAAAAUGCAGGGGACAGGCGUAUGAUAACGGUAGCAACAUGCGGGGGAAAAAUAGCGGUGUGCAGAAAAGGGUGCUUGAUAUCAACAAAAAGCACUGUUCAUGCCAUGUGCCAGCCACAGUCUAAACCUCGUCAUUGUAGAUGCUGCGAAGUCAACAGUGGAGUCUGUGAGCUUCUUUGGGGUGCUGCAACGUCUGUACACCAUUUUCAGCUCCUCCACACAGAGAUGGGCGAUUUUCAAGACAAACGUACCACAGAUGAUGACCCUAAAGGCCAUAUCCAACACGCGAUGGGAAUGCCGCGUGGAAAGUGUGAAAGUGCUGCGUUAUCAGCUUCCUGCUGUCGGCGAAGCUCUUCUUUCACUGGUCGAUCAUGCAACAAAAAAAGGUGACAGUGAGACUGCGUCUGCUGCCAGAGGCCUCGAACAGGAGAUAACAAGCUGGAAAUUCCUGCUGACUGUCAUCAUCUGGUACAACAUUCUCCAUGAGGUGAAUCGUGUCAGCAAGCUGCUCCAGAGCCCACAAGUUGGGAUUGAUGUGCUACAGUGCGAGGUGGGAUAUGUUCUUAAAUUCCUAAAAGAAUACAGAGAGAACGGCCUUUCAUCCGCCCAGACAGAUGCUAGAGACAUCGUGGAAGAGAUGGAGAUGCCAAUGGUCUUCCCCACUUCACGAGGCCGAAAACCCAAACACCAGUUUCCGUACGAGUCCCAAAAUCUGGAUCCUUCCUUGACAGUGACACGCGAGGAAAUGUUCAGGAGAGAUGUUUUCCUCCCACUAGUGGACUCUGCCAUUACAGGCACUAGUGAGCGCUUUAAGUUGAUGGAGACAUUUCAUGGUCUGUUUGGUUUCAUUUAUGGAAGAGAGGAAAUGAAAAGGGCCGUGGAAAGUUACACCCUCAAAGACAGCUGCGCAAACAUAGAAAAAACCCUCGGCGAUGUGGACGCUGCGGAACUUGUGCGCGAGGUGUCAACUGCUGUCACUGCCGUGCCGGCAAAAGAAACCACUGGCCUGCAGAUUCUGAGCUACAUUUACAGAAACAAUUUAGUUGAACUGUAUCCAAACCUCAGCAUUGCUCUCCGACUCAUGAUGACAGUGCCUGUGACUGUAGCAAGCGGAGAGAGGAGUUUCUCUCGCUUGAAGCUAAUAAAAACACACCUGAGGUCAACAAUGCUCCAGGAGCGGCUGUCAGCUCUGGCUCAGAUUUCAAUUGAGCACGAGGUGACAAAAUCGCUGGACAAAGAUGAACUUAUCAGGGCAUUCUCAGCACUCAAACACAGAAGGGUGGAUUUCUGAAAAGGGCUACGGUGAGAUCUACGCCCGCCGCACGAUGAGCUCAGCUGUCCACGGUGCUGAAAUAACGCACUCAUCAUUGUAUUUAUGUUAAGUUCGGUUCAGUGUCAGUCAGACACGUUUUCUUCUUUGCUUUUGUUAAUAAUUUAAGUUGAAGGGAUGUUUGUGCUGUUUAUUUUAUGUCAGCCCAGACAGCUGGAAAUAUACUGCGCUAAUCAAUUAAGCAGAGAAGUUGCCGUCCGUGAAAGAACGAGGCUUAUUCCAAAACGCUGUAUAAAUUGUAUAUAGUUUUAAUCAAAUAAGGUUGGAUGAUUUCUAUGUUGAGCUGCCUGUUCAUGAAGCUGAAAGUGCAUGUAUAAUAAAAUAAUAUACCAUUUAUGCAAA